Molecule: messenger RNA, 3148 nt
Organism: Mugil cephalus (flathead mullet)
Lineage: Eukaryota; Metazoa; Chordata; Actinopteri; Mugiliformes; Mugilidae
Product: interleukin-1 receptor type 1
Exons: 12
Coding region: 555-2471 (638 amino acids)
Biological process (GO): signal transduction
Molecular function (GO): interleukin-1 receptor activity
Source: RefSeq, a predicted model, not a curated record
UUUUUUGUGUCGUUCCUAAACAGGGAGUGUCUUUGCUAUGGGGUGGGGGUGUCUGGUCUGGUCUGGUGAUCUAGGUGGGUGCUACAUGUCCUUAAGUGACAUCCACAAGAACGAAUGACAGGUCUAAACGUUUCCCGGCAAGAUGGUCAGUGUUAUUUACUUUUCCUGUCAGUGGUUUUGAUGUCGUGGCUCAUCUGUGUAUUCAUAAAAACAAAAUAUGGGAAAUAUGCCAAGCUAAAGGAGAAUCCCAUAUCUGUUAAUCUGCCGUAAUAUCACACUGUUAUUUGAUGCCGUCAGGGUAACUUUGGUCACCGUCCAAGUUCAAGUGAGACAAAGAGUUUAGAAAGUCCAUUCAGGAACAUAUAUUCAGAGUUGAAACCCUCCUUCCAGUCCCCAAGCAUUACACAGCAUUGUGUCUGAGGUUUAUUCACAAGUGAGUCCUCAAAUACCAGAACACUACUCAUCAGAUUAAGGAGAGAAGUAGACGGCGUGUGGGAAUAAGGAGAGAGGGGAACACAGAGACAUAGCAUAGAGCUAACGCUCACUGUUCCACCAUGGGCCCGAGUUCGACACUGGGAAGCCUUCUGUUUUUCCUCAGCCUAUAUGGGCUCAGCAAAGGAUUCGUACAGGAGAACUGCACCAACUACCGGCUCCAGUUUGAGAGGGUUUACUCUGUGCCCGGGGACGUGGCGAUGCUCAACAGCACCCUGGUCUCUCCGGACGUCUUCAACUUCACCGGGGUCCCGUACAACAUGACCUGGUACAACUCAAAGACGGGCCAAGAAAUGAGCAACCAGACCGGACGGAUUCUGCUGUACGGGGAGACGCUGUGGUUUCUCAACGUAACGCCGGACGACAACGGGGAAUACGUGUGUCUGCUGAGAACUCCUUCUCAGUGCUACAUGCAGGCGACAAUGCUGGUAGUGGAUAAGCUGGUUGCUGGAGAGUGUGGAAGGCCAAGGAAAACCUAUCAACCACUCACACAUGGAGUCUCAGACAACCUGAACUGCCCUCUGAAGGACUACAUCGAUAAACUGGACAGCUACAACGUCACAUACUCCCUAACGUGGUACAGAGGCUGUGAACCCAUACUGGAGGAGACAAGCAGGUACAUCUUCAGGGAUAAAACCAAACUGAUGAUUCACAGUGUGGACUCUGAAGACAACCAGUCCCACACCUGUACUCUGACAUUCAGCCUCGGAGGUUUCACGGGAAAGGUGUCAGAGACCAUCAUUGCAACAGUCACAGAGGAGUACUCCAUGGUUCCCCAAAUUCGUGAACCAGAUGGUGAAAUAGUCAAGGCACAUGAGGGCUCUGAGAUCCGCAAGAGAUGCCUGGUGUUUAUUCCGGGUGUUGGAACACCCUUCGUUGAUGUAGUUUGGUUCAACGGAGACAACAUCAUAGAGAGAAUUCCUGGACGUAUCAAUGUAACAGAAACCCGUUCGUGGCCGCAUAAUAGUACUCGGAAAGGUAUGUUUAUAGAGGUGCUGUUGCAGAUUUCCGAGGUGAGGAAGCAGGAUUUCAACACCACCUUCACCUGUCUAGUGUUCAGCGGCCGAGGAUGUCCACAGAAAUCUUUUACUCUGCAACCAGCAGAUCCAGACAUCAUACUGCCCAUCGUGACAGUGCAUGGCGGUGUGAUGGUUCUCUUCAUCAUCAGUGUCAGCAUCUACUACAUCUUUAAGAUUGACAUCGUGCUGUGUUUCAGGAGAACAUUUCCAGUCUUCUACUUAAACAAAGACAUGGAUGGAAAGCUAUACGAUGCCUACGUGGCAUAUCCGCAGCCCUACACCUUUGGAUUCAGCGAGCGAGUGGAAAGUUUUGCCCUUCACACGCUGCCUCAAGUGUUGGAAAAGGCCUGCGACUACAAACUCUUCUUAGAAGGCCGUGACUGCCUUCCUGGGCAGGCCAUGGUGGACUCAGUUGAAGAGAACCUACAAGCCAGUCGGCGUCUGAUUCUGCUCUACACCGCCUCAACUUUCAUCAAACAAAGGCACACGAGCAGCACCAGCAGCAAUAACAACAACGUUUCCAAGAACAACGAAACACACACGACCAGUGAAACCGGUGGCAGCAUCAGUUCUGAUGGCGAUGAUAAAAUCUAUCCAGACGCAAAGCAUCACUUUGUGUGUGUGGAAGCGAUGCAUAGAGCGCUGAUCGAAGGAUCUCUCAAGGUGGUUCUGGUCGAGUUGGAAGAGAUCACCCCGGCUCAGCUGGCCCUCUUCCCAGAGUCAGUGCGUCACCUGAGGAAGAAGCAGGGUGCCGUGUGCUGGUGGAAGAACCUCAGGACAAGUCAAAGCAGGAGGACAUGUCUGAGAAGGGAGGACGAUGUGGAAAAAGCUGGAAAUGACUCACAGUCAUCGCCGUCCCUCUCUCCUUCCUCCAGGUUCUGGAAGGAGUUGCGAUAUCAUAUGCCGGUCAGGGGCAAGCGUGUGUUGUAUCCCGAGAAAACUGCCUUGCUGCACUUAUGACGAAAUUAGGUGAACCAGAGUGUAGGAUUAUGGGAUUGGGUGAAACGUACACUCCAAGUUAAGAUCUCAAAUACAGCUAAAAGGUAUUCAGACGAGUCGCUUUUCAGUUAGUUUCACACUGUGUUGAAGGAAGACAUUUCUAAGAGGUUAAUAAUAAUUAAUAACUGCAUAAUGUACAGGAUGUGGUAACAUUAAAGUAGCAGAUCAAAAAAAAACAUCCUUUUCUCACUCAACAACAGUUGCUAAUGGAGAGUGACUCCAUUAGCAAAGCUAGCUCACACUGGUAUAAGAACCAUUAACAGGAGGUGAAAGAAGUGUAUAAAUAAAAGUGUAAAUAUGUAAAAUGUGUAUAUAGGUUUUUACAGUUACAGGCAGCAAACAGUGAGUUUAAUAUUAAAUGUUGCCUUUCAUGUACAGUUAUUGAGCUACAGCAAUCGAACUGCAUAAACCACAGCUUGAAAGAGGUGCAUGUUUAAACGUGUGUAUGUUAUUUAUGAAAGCAAUAUCGUUCAGCAGGCAAGCACAGAAAGCUAUCUUACAAUGUGGAAAUGUGGGGGGAAAAAACACCUGUAUGAGAUUUAUGCUUAAAAAAAUGUAAUGUAUGUAAAUAAUGUUUGUAGAAAUUGUUCUCCACUUACUUUUUACACUGGGUGAAAAAUAAAGAUUAAUUUUUGUCA